Molecule: messenger RNA, 10089 nt
Organism: Phasianus colchicus (ring-necked pheasant)
Lineage: Eukaryota; Metazoa; Chordata; Aves; Galliformes; Phasianidae
Gene: POLQ
Product: DNA polymerase theta
Biological process (GO): DNA-templated DNA replication; double-strand break repair via alternative nonhomologous end joining
Molecular function (GO): DNA binding; ATP binding; DNA-directed DNA polymerase activity
Source: RefSeq, a predicted model, not a curated record
UCAUGGUCCUUGAGAUCCCUUCCAACCCUGGCCAUUCUGUGAUUCUGUGAUUCUGUGAAAUGCAGAGAUGUGCGGUGACUUUUUGUACCUCAUUUCUAUGCACAAGGCCUUUACACAAUGUCUUCUAUCCUAACUUCACUUCUUGCUAAAACUCUUUACACCUCUCAGGCUCAUGCAGGCAGGCAGGCAGCAUCUUCUCCCCACUGUGUUUGUAUGCUGCAAGAUGCGACUUUGUCUGCUCCCCUCAAAAAGAUUUAGGACGCGCAACACUCCUGUGGCCAACAGAGCCCAAAUGCUGCACACAUUUUAGAAUUAUAAAAUCACAAAACAUCCCAAGUAAGAAGGGACCCACAAGGAUCAAGUCCAACUCCCAGCUCCGUGCAGAAAUACCCAAAAUUCAAACUGUGACUGAGAGCAGUGUCCAAAAGCUCCUUGAGCUCCAGCAGGUUAGAGCCAUGCCCAGUGCUCUCGGCAGCCUGUUCCAGGGUGACAGACUUUUUCCUGACAUUCAACCUUUCUUUUAGACACAACUAAAUCCCAGUGCUCUAACCCAACAACAUGCAUCAUCCUGCUUUUCAUUCUCUCUUAGCAUUUUUCUAGUAGGUAAAAAAAGGUUGAUGCAGUAUUAUACUUACAUACACUUUAAAUUUGAAGCUUCCUAAGGCACAAGUUUUCAAACUUGCAUUCAGUGUUGAUCUAAAGGAAUUCUUCCAACACUAGAGUCAUGUCAUCCCUUACCUGUGCAGCCUUUCAUAGGCAGCUUGUUGGUUUUAGCAUUAGGAGAGAAGCUUGAGAUCCAAUUAUACAUCUAUUUGUUUUGUUUUGAAGUUAUUAUGAACCCUAAUUCUGCCAUACUAGUGACAUUUUAGGGUAGAGAAAUCUGGCCACUUCUAAAUGCCCCAUGUUCUGCUUGUAACACACUGUUGUUCACUCUGGAUAUGCUGAACGUUUUAUUUAGUAUUUCAUAGUGCCUAGCUCAUAAACAGUGAAACAACUAUUUCAGAUCUAAGAUGUAACAGCCUUUUAAUGUAAUUGUGUAGGGGAGAAUGGUUGUGCACCAUUGAUAGCUAGAUUGGAGUUAACCUACAAAAGUAGCUGCAGUUUUUGUUUGUGUCUGUAAAUACUAGCAUGCAUAAGCAGCCUGUAUUUUCCUGAUUGUGUUUGCCCUUAUGCUGUUACAACAGUGUUAAACCCUUUUUAGAUUAUUAUUUUUUUUAAUACGGUGUUGAAAGAAUGGGUGCAAUAGUGUCAUUACACACAAUUACUUGUUUUUCAUACGGAUUUGAUGAGGUCUUUCACAAAGUGCUGCUAUGGGAACUAAGUAGACAUGGAAGGCAUUACUGUGGAUCAGAAAUCUGUUUUCUGUCUCAGAUGAGGAAAGGGACAAAAGGUUUGAGUUUCCUUAAUGAUUAGGAAAAAGAGAGAACCACAGAGGAGGCAGUAUCUGUAGCCAGCACAAAAUUAUCUAGACAAGAAAUGAGAAGCAAAGAACUUAAUUAAACUAGAGGAGCUGGCAGUGUGGUGAAGAUACUAAUCACUGUUGAAAAACAGACGUAACUGUGCAGAGUAGCUUGAGCUGCCUUUUUAUUUUACAUUAUUUAGAUUUUUCUAUGAAGUGAGAAAGAGCCUGGGCAGUUCUGUAAUCUGCGAGAACUACUGAGGGCUCUGUGGUGCUAAUCUAAAAAGGAAAUGGUCUGAGUAAGGGUAAGAUGGCAAAUACAUUGUAAUGCUGCUAAGCUAAUCAGUGCUGAAAUUCUGCUCCAGUCUGUAUUUGGUCAUGGUUACUGUGUCUCAAAAGCAAAUAUCAGAGUGAGAGUUUGGUGAAGAAAUUAUCUGUAUGUAGAAAACCUAAUUGGAGGAGAAUGAUGUCAGGAGAUGAGAAGAAUGAUAAAAUAUGCAUGGGAAAUAUUGAAGAAUGUAGGCAAGUUAAUGUUUUGUUACCUUUUCCCCAUAAUAACGAGGCUGUAAAGAAGUUUGACCUUUAGCUAUAUUACCUAAGUGACCUCAUGUUCAAGAGUAGUACUGUUUCUGUUUUUGUUUUUGUUUUCCUUCCAAAGGGCAAUAUCAGCAGGUAAAUGUUCCUGAAGAUCAAGCAGACAAAUUGCUCCUUGCAAGCUGGGGUCUUCCUAAGGCAGUCUUGGAGAAAUAUCACAGUCUGGGAGUAGUACAGAUGUUUGAAUGGCAAGCAGAGUGCCUAAUGCUCGGACAAGUUCUGGAAGGGAAGAACCUGGUUUACUCAGCUCCUACCAGUGCUGGAAAGACUCUUGUUGCAGAAUUGCUCAUUUUGAAGCGAGUCUUAGAGACUCGUAAGAAAGCUCUUUUCAUCCUUCCCUUUGUCUCUGUGGCCAAAGAGAAGAAAUUCUAUCUGCAGGCCCUAUUUCAGGAGGUGGAUGUGAGAGUUGAAGGCUACAUGGGAAGCAUCUCUCCUGCUGGACGUUUCUCCUCGCUGGAUGUUGCUGUCUGCACCAUUGAGAAAGCCAAUGGUCUAAUCAAUAGGCUAAUAGAAGAAAACCAAAUGGACUCACUGGGAGUGGUGGUUGUGGAUGAGUUGCAUAUGCUUGGAGACUCUCAUCGAGGAUAUCUGUUGGAACUCCUUCUGACCAAAGUUCGAUACAUUACAGAGAAAGCUGCAAAAAGAAAGGCAAAGAUGACGAGUCCUGGUUUUGGAGGAAUACAGGUAGUAGGCAUGAGUGCUACCCUCCCUAACUUGGGACUCCUAGCCUCAUGGUUAGAUGCGGAAUUGUACUGUACAGAUUUUCGCCCUGUGCCCCUCAAGGAGUGGGUGAAAAUUGGCAACAACAUUUACGACUCUUCCAUGAAUUUGGUGCGAGAAUUCCAGCCCAAACUUCAACUGAAGGGAGAUGAAGACCAUGUUGUGAGCCUGUGCUACGAGACUGUUUGUGAUGGCCAUUCAGUCCUGCUUUUCUGUCCAUCCAAGAAUUGGUGUGAGAAGCUGGCAGACACCAUUGCCAGGGAAUUCUACAGUUUGCAACAGGCGGAAAGUUCUUCAAAAAACUCAUCCCUUUCCCCAGUUGCUGUGGACAGAGAAGGUAUAGAUGAGGUCCUGGAUCAGCUAAGGCGCUCUCUCUCUGGUCUGGACUCUGUGCUCCAACGUACCUUACCAUGGGGAGUGGCAUUUCAUCAUGCAGGUCUUACAUUUGAUGAACGGGACAUCAUUGAAGGAGCCUUUCGCCGAGGCAUGAUUAGAGUUCUAGCAGCAACAUCCACACUCUCCUCUGGAGUGAAUUUGCCUGCACGCAGAGUAAUUAUACGAACUCCUAUGUUUGGUGGCACACUGCUGGAUGUUCUCACUUAUAAACAGAUGGCUGGAAGGGCUGGCAGGAAAGGAGUAGACACAGAGGGUGAGAGCAUUUUGGUUUGCAAGCCAUCAGAAAGAUCAAAAGGAACUGCUCUACUUCAGGGAUCUCUCAAGCCUGUUUGCAGUUGUUUGCUUAGAAGAGAAGGGGAAGGUGUUGCUUCUAGCAUGAAAAGAGCAAUACUUGAGAUCAUUGUGAGUGGAGUUGCCAGCACUCCAGAUGAUGUGCAGACCUAUGCCUCUUGCACUCUUCUUGCAUUCAGCUUGAAAGAGAACAAACAAGAAAAUGAGAAAGAACAAGACAAAGUGCAGAAAGGACCUAUUGAAGCUUGUAUAGCAUGGCUGCUGGAGAAUGAAUUCAUUCAGAUUCUGGAAUGCUCCAGUGACAAGAAAGCAAAGAUUUUUCACCCGACACAUCUUGGCUCUGCUACUCUUUCAUCUUCUCUUUCACCAACGGAAGCAAUGGAAAUUUUUUCUGACCUACAGCGAGCUAUGAAAAGCUUUGUUUUGGAGAAUGAUCUGCAUAUUGUCUAUCUGGUCACCCCGGUGUAUGAGGAUUGGACCACAAUUGAUUGGUAUCAGUUUUUCUGCUUAUGGGAGAAGCUGCCUGCCUCAAUGAAGCGUGUGGCUGAGCUGGUGGGGAUUGAAGAAGGCUUUCUGGCUCGCUCUGUAAAAGGCAAAAUUACAGCUAAAACAGAAAAACAGUACAGGCAAAUGGCCAUCCACAAAAGAUUUUUCACCAGUCUUGCCCUCCUGGAUUUGAUCAGUGAAGUUCCCUUAAAAGAUAUGACGAAGAAGUAUGGUUGUAGUCGUGGCCAACUUCAGUCCUUACAGCAGUCUGCUGCCACCUAUGCAGGCAUGGUAACAGUUUUCUGUAAUCGACUGGGUUGGCACAACAUGGAAGUGUUGCUCUCCCAGUUCCAGAGUCGCCUCACUUUUGGGGUUCACAGGGAGCUUUGUGACCUGGUACGAAUCUCUCUGCUGAAUGCACAGCGUGCAAGGAUGCUUUACAAUGCUGGCUUUGUCACAGUUGCUGAACUUGCUAAAGCCAGUCCUGGUGAUGUGGCAACUGCUCUGAAGAAUUCAGUACCAUUCAAAAGUGGUCGCAGGGCUGUGGAUGAAGAUGAAGAAUCAGUAGAGGAGCGUCGGACUGUGCGCAGCUUCUGGAUGGCCGGAAUGAAGGGCUUAACAGAAAGUGAAGCUGCUUCCCUCAUUGUGGAGGAAGCCAGGGAACUUCUUCAGCAGGACUUGGCAGCGAUGGGAGUGCAGUGGAACCCAGAGUCUUUUCUUGAGGCAUCGUCUAUGAUCAGCAGUGAGUCAGAGAUGGAAGACAGACUACAUAAGCCAGUUGAAGAGCUACCUUCUGAAUCUUCUGUGAUGUUAAACGAAAAAGAGUGCGGAGUUCAGAAUCAUAAGGGCCUUGGCUCUCAGGCUGGAAACCUAUCAGAUAUUAAAAAGGGAUAUAAAGGGCGGCUAAGCAAUAGUACAGCAUGCUCUAGAUUUGAGAGUGAAGUCACAUACAAGAAACAGGCUCAAGCAGAUGAAAGAAAUGGUGAUACUGCACACAGUGCUAGAAAAUGGCCCAAUAUGAGCAGAGACAAUGAAAAUGUGGAAGGAAUUAUUAGGGUCAAAAACAAGGCAGAUUCCGAAAAAGUAAGUCCAGAACUCCAUACUGAGCAAGGAAAGACACCAACAUUAGCAAAAAUGUCUUCAGCCUCUAGAUUGCUAAGAAGUGAGGACACACAUUUAAACCGGAGUAGGAACAAAAACAUUUCUUCAAAACUGCAGAAGUCACUGCUUGAAGAUUCACGUAUGGUUAUCAUGGACAUUAAAAAACCAUCUGCUUUCCUCUCCAGCAUUUCUAAAGAUAACUUAUUUUCAGACCAAAACAAUCAGGAAUGUCCAGAAAAAGUGUCUGUAACUCAAAAGGUUUCAAAUUCUGUACAAAAGAGGGAAAAUAAUGUAGGGAGAAAAGAUAAAUUGGAGAGUUUAUUUACAGAACUUUCUAACUCCAAUGAAGGCAUGCCUAUGGAGAGAGCAGGUUUUCAGGCAACUGUUACACUACAGAGUAUUCCACACAUCAACAAGGAGACACAUGAUACGGUAGAAAGUAAAGUAAUACCUUCUAGGGCUAGAAUACAGAGAAAUAAAACUACUGCUGAUAAGUACAAUAAAAUCAAUAAAAUGCAAACAGAUGUGAGCUCUGCUGAGUUGAAGGUUGAUAAGCAGCAUACUGCUUUAGAUGCAGGUGAUUGUAAUGUAAACACUAACUGCUCUGUAAAUGUAUGUGUCCAUGAUGACAAUAGGAAACAGAAGUCUGUGUACUUUCGUCCCGGUGGUGAUAAAUUCUACCAUGCUCAGAUCCAGAAUGGUGGUAUAAAUGGGAACAAAAUACCCAAUGGAAAAUUGUUACAAGCUGGAGCACUACAAAAAAGCUACAGUCAUCCUAAGGAUUUUAUGAAAGACUCUCUAGUAAAAUCCAGAGCUAUUUUUGAUGCAGAUGAUGUUCAGAAUUGUCCAUCCUCUGGUUUGAUUUGUGUCUCUACAGACUUUGAAGAUAGCUUCCAGUUGGAUACUCAGACAGAGAGGAUAAUAAAACAGGAGGCAGUAGCCGAAAUCACGCGACAGCAGGGAAUACAGGAUUCAGAAUUGGCAGUAGUACCUCAGCAGGAAAUCUCCAUGAAACUAAGCACUUUGCAGUCUGGGAAUGCUACUGGGGAAAGGCUAGAUGCAACAGUAAGGAAACUAGGCUUAUCAAGUAUUAUCACAACAAAUAAUGUUGUAAAAAACACAGAUCAGCACUGCAGUAACAAAAUUUUGGAGUCUGAAGACCUUAAUGUACAGCCUGUAGCAAAAGAAAUAGAAUCUGCACCUGUCCUUAAAGGAAGUGACUACUCAGUGACUGAUUCUCAGCUAAACAGUUUUCUACAGUAUUAUCAGACCCAAAAUUCAGUGAAAGGGGAGAGUGUUUCUAAAGGUCCCAAUAAAGCAACUUGCCCUCUUGAUAGGGAGCACUUUGUAGAAGAAGAAUACCAUCCUGUCACGGAAACAAGCCUGAAUAUAAGUGAUGGCUUGUUGUUUGAUGAUAGUUUCAGUAAUGUCAGUGAUCUCUCAGCUGUGAACGUCAUGGAAGCUGACAGAAAGGAACCUGAGGGGAGGCAGGGAGCUUUGCUUCCUGCAGGUGGUCUUUUGCAGAACCUAAGGCCUGUUCAGAAUAAGUCUGAUGCCAGUGACAAUCAGAGGGAGCAUGAGGAUCCAGUACAGAAUAAUGAUACAUCUCUAGUAUUCUCUGAUCUCAUAGCUGAAGUUUUAGAUCAUGGAAACUCCCCAGCUUUUUUGGGAGAUUUUCCUUGUACACCUCAUGGUCAGUCUAAAUUAAGAAACAUGGUGAUGUGUGAAAAUGAUUCCAAUCCAAAGGAUUUAGAAGUGGAUUGUGGUAAAAAGCUCCAGUGUAGCCAGCAAAUAUUAGAUAAGAAAAGCCAUCCAUUAGUGUGGACUGACCACUCAUUUGAACUGAGUCCAGGACUUCAGGAUAUAUUAGACAAAUGGCCUAGUCCUUCAGGCACUGAACUUGUUCAAGUAAAUGUAAGAAGCUCCUGUCUGAAAGGAAAUUUAGUUGCUUCAAUUGCUAAUCAAAAGCCAGAUGCAAUUUUUGAAUUUGAACAUCAUCAGCUAGAGCCUUUGCCCAAUUGUCAGGAUUUAAAAGACCACUGCAAAGUUAAAGAAAACAAAACAGAAGACUUGGAUAUUCAGAGGUCAGACUGUGUAACACUUAUGCUCAGGGGAAGCAAUAGGACAUCCUGUCCUCCACCAGAUAAUUGUAAUGGAUUUAUUCCUCCAACACCCCCCAAAGAACUUUUUCCAAAAAGUUCUGUAUCUUUCUCUUUGAAUUCUGCAAGGAAGAGACAGGUUGCCAGCAUGAAUGAAGAGCAACUUGUUCUGCCACAGCACAAUUGCAAGAGUGAUGCGGAGCAGCAGGUAGUUGAGAUGGUAGCCUCAACUGAGGCUGAUGAGAUAAGAGAUGAUUCCACUAUAGACAAAGACUUUUCACUGCAGCUGUCUCAGGAUGUUUUUCCAUUCACUCCCUCAAAUGCUGAAGGGUUCACUAUUGUUGAUGUAGCAGGUGACAAAACACUUUUCCAGACUUUUCUUGCAGAAUGGAAGGAGAAAAGUAGAUUCUCCAUCUCAGUGGCAUGUGAGAGAAGAAAGUGUCUUUUGUCAACCAAAUCAACAAUUGGUGGCAGAUUCAAACAAGGAAAUUCUCCCCAGUGGAUGCAGGUCAACGAUGAUGGAUUUCCUGUCCAACACUGUGAAGACAUCUUGGUAGUUGGACUGGCAGUCUGUUGGGGUGGAAAAGAUGCCUACUAUAUAUCUUUGCAGCAGAUUCAAGACCAGACUGAAAUCAGUCCGAGUUUGGCACCACCACCUUUGGACAAAAACCUAUCUGUAACAGAGAGACUGCAUCAUCUGCAGCUGUACCUGCAGGAGAAGCACAAGCGCUCACUUGUCAUGUAUAACUUCAUUCAGCACUACAAGACCCUACUGCUGGCUUGUGGCAUCUCCUUGGAAGGAAGUUUUGAGGACCCAAAGGUUGCUUGUUGGCUGCUUGAUUCUGGCUCUAAGGAACGUACCCUUCACAACAUGGUGUCUAACUUUCUACCCAGUGAGCUACCUUUGCUGGAAGGGAUAAGCACUGGUCAGGGGGUGCAGAGCCUGGGGCUUAGCUCCAGUGAAGAUCAUUCUGGGCGGUACAGAGCAGCAAUAGAGUCUGUACUCAUCUUCAAUGUCAUGAACCAACUCCAUAGUGAACUACAGAAGGAAAAUCUGACAGAUGUGUUUUCUAAAGUGGAGAUGCCCAACCAUUAUUGCUUGGCUCUGCUGGAGCUGAAUGGCAUUGGGUUUAGCACAGCAGCAUAUGAAACCCAGAAACAGGUCAUGCAAGCUAAGCUAGCUGAGAUUGAGACCAAGGCUUAUCAACUGGCAGGCCACAGUUUCUCCUUGUCCAGCCCUGAUGACAUUGCAGAGGUUUUGUUCCUAGAGUUGAAAUUGCCACAGAAUGGAGAUGUGAAAGCUCAAGGGAACAAGAAAACUCUGGGUUACACCAGAAGAACAACUAUUAAAGGAAACUGGGUUAGGUUGAGCAAGCAGUUCAGUACGACCAAGGAUGUUUUGGAGAAAAUAAAGACACUUCACCCACUGCCAGGACUCAUACUGGAGUGGAGAAGAAUCAACAAUGCCAUUUCUAAAGUGGUGUUUCCACUACAGAGGGAAAAACGAUUCAGUUCUGCUCUAGGAAUGGAAAGGAUCUAUCCAGUGUCACAGACUCACACAGCUACAGGUCGAGUAAGUUUUGCAGAGCCAAAUAUCCAGAAUGUGCCAAGAGAUUUUGAGAUUGAAAUGCCGAUUGUAGUUGAAGAAAGCCCACCCUUCAGAACCCAUGGAGGAGUUUAUUCUCGUGCUGUUUCCAGGGUCAGAGGUAGAAAGCAUUCCAGUGUUUUGCCUAAUGGUGUAAAUACUUGGGCUGAAGACAGAGUUGAAGGAAGAGGAAUUCCAUUUUCUGUUAGCAUGCGGCAUGCCUUUGUUCCCUUCCCAGGUGGUUUUAUCUUGGCUGCUGAUUAUUGUCAACUUGAACUGAGGAUCCUUGCACAUUUGUCUCGUGACUGCCGACUCACUGAAGCCUUGAACAGGGGUACCGACGUCUUUAAGAGCAUCGCAGCAGAAUGGAAGAUGAUUGAUUCUGAAGCUGUUGGAGACAGCACCAGGCAACAAGCUAAGCAGAUUUGCUAUGGAAUCAUCUAUGGAAUAGGAGCAAAAUCUUUAGGCGAGCAGAUGGGCAUUGAUGACAAUGAAGCUGCCAAUUACAUCGAAUCCUUCAAAUCAAGAUACACAGGUAUUCAGAAAUUCUUGCAGGAGACAGUAAGGAACUGCAGAAGAGAUGGGUUUGUGCAGACCAUACUGGGAAGACGGAGAUACCUACCAGCUAUCAGAGAUUCAAAUCCCUACAGUAAAGCUCAUGCAGAGCGCCAGGCUGUGAACACAACUGUUCAGGGAUCUGCUGCUGACAUUGUCAAAACAGCCACUGUGAACAUUCAGAAACGCUUGGAAGCUCUCUCUUCUGUGACCAAGUCCCAUGGACAUCGGGAGAACUCAUUGCAAAGAGAUAAGACAGGAAGGCUGUCAAGGAAGAGAAACAGAGAGAUGUUGCAUCCCAUCAGUGGAGGUUUCUUUAUCCUUCAGCUCCAUGAUGAGCUCCUCUAUGAAGUUGCAGAAGAUGAUGUGAUCCAGGUAGCUCAGAUUGUCAAGCAUGAGAUGGAAAAUGCUGUCAAACUCUCUGUAAAACUGAAUGUUAAAGUGAAAAUUGGACCUAGUUGGGGAGACCUGCAGGACCUGGAGCUGUAAAUGUGAAACAUGGCUUUCUUGUUUUUGGAAGACACCAUGAGCUGCUUGGGGCAACGCCUAGCACACCAACAGGCAGCAGCAGGCCUCCUGCUUGUGUUUCUGUGGUCUGAACCAUCUUCAGAACUGGGAUGUGAAAGCUGUGAAUUUAACAUUCUGAGCCUUCCAAAGGUCAGAUGGUGCUGAGACAUGUUUAUGGAACUGUGGAAAUUAUUAAUUGCUAAAAGCACAGUAUUUAAGCUAAUUGUUCUUGUAAUUUAAAACAAAGCCUAAUGAAUUUACUGCAUAUGAAAUGAACUAGAUUAUUUAAUUAAAACAAAGAUUAUUUGGAAGUUUUUAUGUGUAACUGUAUACAGGACAAAAAAAUAAAAUAUCAC